CAAUCCCAAAUCUGAUCCACGUUGACGCCUCGCCGUGUCUUUUGAGACUGUCAAGAUGAGUGGUCAUCACACGCUUCCCAGCACCAAGCAGCUGACGACACGAAUGGCCUCUAGCGGUCGCAACUUGCCUGCCAAGGCGCAAACCAUGCAGAAUCUGCAGCAUAUAUUGGCAGCUGCCAAGAAGAACAAGCCCGUGACCCGCGUAGAGAAUGCGCGGAUGUUGAGGGCAAAGUUUACCGAGCUGCAGGAUUCUCCUGACGGAGCAGAUUUAGAUCCGCUGACAGUCCCCAAAUGUGUGGAGUGCAAUCACUGUGGCUGGCCAGUCUAUCCUCGGGAGUCCAAGGUAGCAACCAAGAAGACCUUCGCACGAGCCGGCAUAGAUAGAGGCUCGAAAAAGGAGGAGGAGGCCAAGCGGCGUGCAGCCAUCCAGGCAGCUAUAGAUGCCGGAGAGGAAAUUCCUGAAGAACUGCUCAGACAAGGAGAACCUGAAGGGCCAGCUGCCAGUGAAGCAGAUAGCAGAGACACCGUGGAGCGCAUGGCAGAUCAGCUCCAGGAGUUGGAAGACCGAAACCAGCAGUUGGAGAAGCAGCUGGAGGAUUUGGAGAAUCAAUCCAAGACACUAGUGGACGAGCGCGAUAGACUUCAAGAAGAGCUUGACGAUGCUACUGACAGGAUCGAGUACAUGGAAGAAGCAGAACAAAGAUGGCGAGACAAGGUUUCAAAGUCUCGGAUUGAGAACGACCGCCUCCUCCAGGAGCUGGAGCGAUCGAGCUUUGUCAGCUCAGACCGAGAAGGUGGUCUGAUUGCUUCGCUGCUAGAUGCCAGACAGCUUAGGGAAGUGAUCGCCGUGAUGAAGCGGCGGAGAAGACUCAUGCUCGCCAAGAUGCAGAAUGAGCUGAAAAAGAGACAGGAAGAAGAUGAGGUCAAGACAGUGCUAAAUGCCUGGAAAAUCCGCAUCAUGAAGGAAAAAUUCCAGAGGCAACUGGACGAUCUGGAUGCCAGACGGAGGAAGGAGGUUCGAGAGCUUCAAGAGCAACUGCUGGCCGAUCGUACUCACAUCAGUGGACUUCAGGCUCAUGUGGAGCAGCUCCGUGGAAAGAUUCGCCAAGCAGCUCACCGGAUGAUUGAACGAUCGCUUAGCUCCAAAGCAUGGCCCUUCGCACAAAGUCAUGCUCUACGUGCAUGGUGCGGAAUCCAUCCAAGCCUGGUCCUGGAGAAUGAGUUGGAGCGAACGCGCAAGAAGCUAAAGGAGACUGAAGAAGCUUUGGUUGAAGCCAACUUGCGCUGUGAUGCUCUUCAAGCUGAUCUUGACAAGACAAUUGGAGAGAGAGAUGCACUGGAGCAAAGGAUCGAUGGAGUUCUGGCGGAGAUGGAAUACAUCAAGGAGGAAGCAGGCCUUGAUGAAGAGUCCAUUGCCAGAAGAAAAGCUGCUCAGAAGGCUCACGAGGAUGAAUGGCAUCGCAGACUCAAAGAGGUGCAGGACAAGCUAGAUGAGCUGCAAGAGAAGUACGACAGUGAGACGGAAUCACUUGCCAAGCAGCUCAAGGCAGUGCAAUCGAAACUUGCGAUCACACAAGAUGCUUUGAAUGCAACCUCAGCGCGCCCUGGAAGUGGGUCGGAUCCAGAUGCCUUCCGGGUGGUUCCCAAUGGGCAAGGAAUUCUUUGCUGUGGCUGUUUAAAGCAGAUUGUUCUUCGAGAUGUGACGCCCUUGCCUCCCAAAAGUGCGAUGAGCGCAUCAACGCCGGACCUGGAGACGGCAAGACGCGCAUUCUUCAAGAAGGGCCUUGGUGGAAGACUUCAGCAAGAUGACAAGUUCCAGAAUAUGGUGUGGAAUGAUGCCAAAGAUCCAUAUCGCCUUUCGAAGCUUGUUGCGGAGCCAGAGUUCCAGGUGAUUCGAGAACCAUCCAGCCCAAAGCCUGAUGCUUCUCCACGACCAGGUCUUCCUGCCUUGAAGUCGAAAUCUGGACUUGUUUCGUUGAAGAGUUCAAUGAGCGUUCGAAGUGGCAGAGUGCUGAACUGCUGCCUCUCCACUUGUGAACAGGUCAUACCAGAUCCACCUGCAACAAACAUUCCUGUGCUUCCGCUUCCUCGAAGAGGAGCUGUACCAGGAGUGCUUGAGCUGGUCACAUGA
Molecule: messenger RNA, 2131 nt
Organism: Cladocopium goreaui
Lineage: Eukaryota; Dinophyceae; Suessiales; Symbiodiniaceae
Source: the annotation of a GenBank genome assembly